Cuscuta campestris is the source of this 1677-nucleotide messenger RNA. NCBI's taxonomy places the organism in Eukaryota, Viridiplantae, Streptophyta, Magnoliopsida, Solanales, Convolvulaceae. The record is from the annotation of a GenBank genome assembly.
CAAAACUUUCCAAACCCUUCUCUCUCUCUCUCUUUUCUUUCUUCCCCUCCCUUUUUUUUUCUCUUUUUUAUCAUUCAACAUUUUGCAAAAGAAUCCUUUCAAGCUGGCGAUCGAGAAUCAAGAAACCACCGUCCGGGAAUUCAAGCCCAAGAACCGGCGAAUCAUGGGAGCCGGAGGGCCAGAGGACGAAGACAACAGGUGGCCGCCAUGGCUGAAACCUCUGCUGAAGGAGAGAUUCUUCGUCCAAUGCAAGCAACACGCCGAUUCUCACAAGAGCGAAUGUAACAUGUACUGCUUGGAUUGCACUAAUGGCGCCCUCUGCUCUCUCUGUUUAUCCCACCACAAAGACCACAGAGCCAUUCAGAUUAGGAGGUCUUCGUACCACGAUGUGAUCAGAGUGAAUGAGAUUACAAAGUAUUUGGACAUCUCCUCUGUCCAGACUUACAUUAUCAACAGUGCCAAAGUCGUCUUCUUGAAUGAACGCCCGCAGCCCAGGCCCGGUAAAGGCGUCACCAAUACCUGCGAAGUUUGCGAGCGCAGCCUCCUCGAUUCUUUCUGCUUCUGUUCUCUGGGCUGCAAGAUUGUUGGAACAUCCAAGAACUUCGUGAGAAGGCCGGAGAAGAAGAGGGCGGCGGCGGCGGCGGGGGGCUCGGAUUCGGAGGAGUCGUACAGCAGCAGCAGCCGUGGCAGGGCGGCGGCGCAGCAGGGGAGCAGAAUACAGAGCUUCAGUCCAUCGACGCCACCGCAAACUUCUGUUAAUUACAGAACUGCCAAGAGAAGAAAGGGUAUUCCGCACAGGGCCCCGAUGGGAGUGCUGAUAAUUGAGUACUGAGAUUUGCUCAUCGCCCCUUGAUAUCCCUCAUAAUUAUGCGAAACCCCCCUACAUUAUACUGUUUUCUAGUUUUUUACCCCGACACUAGUGCUUUUUGUUCACCCCGAAGGCCAGUGUUAAAUAUGCCUUCUUCUUCCAUCUAUAGCCGCCGUAUAUGUUUGUAGAUAUAGUAGAAGCCGCCGCCGCCGCUAAUAGUAAUAUGUGGAAAAUGCAGGGAGCAGAAAUGGAAAUAAAGCAUUGUGCAAGGACCUAUGUCUAAAUACUCUAUAGGUACAACUUUGGGCUAUGAAAAUAAAUAAAGCAUAUAUAUCUAAUGUACAAAUAUAGCUUGAAUGUGAAAUGUCAGUUAUGACCUUCUAGAGUGUUUAUACAUAUAAAGUUUUAGUAAUUUCUUUAUAAUAAAAAAAUACGAAAAUGUUUAUAUACAUAUUCAUAUUCCCUUGGUGUUUAUAUGUGGCUGGCAUUGGUUUUCCUCUUUGGGCUUUAGAUUUUCCGGAUCAACCAGGUAUCAUUCUUCAAUGCCCUCAAUGCACCUUGACACGCCAAAACCGAAAGCGAACUCAACACAUCAUAGGCGGUCAUACGGAGGGAAACACAAUCACAGAAGUGAAGGCCUUUGCUCCUUUGUUAAAAAAAACAUUAAAUAACAUCAAGUCAUGAUGCCACGUGUCAAGACGUGUAAACGUUAGUGUGUACCCACGCAUCACUCCAACUAGUAUCCAAAGAGAGUGUAGCAUUCCACGUAGCUACUGCCCACCUCUGCGUUCUAGAAAGACAUUGCGCCCUCUCCGUCAUUGUCUGACCGGGUCUUAGGGGGCCCUCGAGAAUAAGACGCAUCCUUUUUU